Molecule: messenger RNA, 5193 nt
Organism: Toxoplasma gondii ME49
Lineage: Eukaryota; Apicomplexa; Conoidasida; Eucoccidiorida; Sarcocystidae
Exons: 3
Coding region: 1047-4109 (1020 amino acids)
Source: RefSeq, a predicted model, not a curated record
CGCAACAAAAACUCGCUUGGAGGCGCGACUCCAGGAACUGGCUGCCGCCGCUCUAACUGCUCCUUCGCUGGCAAGGCGUCUGUUCCACGGGGGUCGCCACCGCUGAAAGCCGUAUCUCGUAGCUACAUCCACGAGCUUUUCACUUUCCUUCGGCUUGUUUUCUGGCCGUUUUCAUGCUGCUCAUUUUUGAUGUUCAUCCUCGUUUUCCUCCAGUUCGGAAAAACAACCGCCGCCGCCGACCUCACCCUCUUCUCUUUCUCCGGUCUCCUCUCGCCCUCCUCCCUUUCCCUCCUUCCUUCCAAGUUGUUCUCUUCUGCAUUCCUCUAGUCUCUUGUCCCCCUUUUUCGUUUCCUUUUUCAGACGACGACAUUUCUUGGCGCCUCCUUUCCAGUGCCUUGUGCUAGGGACUCUCGGUCUCAAGGGUGGCAGGCGCAGAACGCGAGAGACGGAGAGGAGGAAGCGAGAAAGGAAAAAGCGAGAGAAGAAAAGAGGAAGAGGAGCAGACGAGGCAAAGUUAUGCGGACAGAUGCUUCACUGGAAGCAGAUUUUCUUCCUUGGUUUUUUCCGGGGGAGAGUGAGGAAGACACAGUUGCACGACCAGCUAGAAGAUGACAGGAAGGUCGGGAAGCAAGCGUCAUCGAGAGAAUCGCUGCCGGUCUCGCAGAAAAAAGUCCUUUCUUUUUCCUUAGUGGCUUCGGAGCCCGAUAGAAGAAGAUAACAAAGCCGAGAGAAGAAGAUAAAAAAGCGGAGAGAAGAAGAUAAAAGAGCGGAGAGAAGAGCUCCUCACUCAGCGAUUCUCUUCUCUUAAAAGAUGCUUCGGCGACAAAGAGAGACAUGCUGCGACAACACGGAAGACAGCAGCAAAAAAAAGGAAUCCGAGACAGCUGGUUGCCUUGAAACUGGGCUAUGCAAAGGUAGCGUCGAUUGUUUUCUUCUUUCUCGUUCUGUCACUGUUCGCUCGAUUACCGUGCCUGUCACUCUUCUUCACCUUUUCUUCUCUGCCCCAGCGUCCUCUUCGUUUCCACUCUUUUUUCCAUUCCUCCAUCAUGGGAGCAGCAACAUCCGUUUCCGCGUCCUCUCCUUUCUCUGACUCCUUCUCUCCUUCUUCUUUCUCUUCUUCUUUGCCUCCUUCGCAUCGCUUUGCAUCCGUCGUCACGUCGGCGUCUCAUCUUCCUCCGGCGACGCGUCCUCCAGUUGUCUCGGUCUUUUUUUCUUUUCGCCUCGCCUCCCCUGCGCCGUCUUUCCUCCAGGACGCGGGCCAGUCUCUUUCUCCGCUUCUUCCUCGAAUUCGUUCCCUCUUUGCGGUUCCGGACUCCCCCGCGCUCGCGCCCUGCAGUGUGUCGACGCUCUCCGCGCGGCUUUUUCAGAGGCGCCGAGCGGACCGUGGUGGAGGCGGCAUUCUCGUCGCGUCUUUCGCGCGCAUCGAAGUACUUUCUUCUGCCUUUGGCAGCUCUCUCUACGAGCUGGUUUUUCCGAGAGAGUGGGGUGGGUGCACUUGCGGAACCUUCAACGAGGACGCCGCGCUGAAGAAUUCACCCGGUGUCGUCUUUCUCGCUUUUCGUGACCGGAAAAUUCGCUGCUUCUCCCCUGAAAAUCUCAACUUUCUUGGCGAACUCGCUCUGCCGGGAGAAGGCAACGAAACAACCUCCGGAACAGACAUCAAGAAGGACAGAAGGAACACAGAAGGAGAAGGGAGACAGAAAGACUUACACAAGAGAGACAGCUCCGGUCCUCCUGGCGAUGCCGACUCCAUUCGAAGUGCAACUCCAGAUCUCCUUAGUCCCUCCACACAACGCAUCCUCACUUCUUCAUCGUUUUCCUCUCCUUUGUCAGCGUCUGCAUUUCCUACGGUGUUGACAUGCCCGAUGAACAAUUCUGUCAUUUCUGGAGACGCCGCGGGAGGCGUCUGCGCUUUUUUCCUAGGAACGCGGCAAGUGGCUGCAACCUACGAAGUCCCGGCGUGUUUGCUGGCCAGACAGAAGGCUCUUCUUGAAAGUCGACAGAAAAGGAAAAACCACCGAGAUAGCUUGCGCUCCUCCUCUCAGAUCGACAGCGAAACGGAAACGAAACACAAAGAAGGACGAAACAGCUCGCCUUCCUCUUCCUCCUCUUCUUUUUCUUCAGUCGACGAGGUUGCUGCUUUUGGAGAGAGACUAAAUUCGCACGGUUUGUUUUCUGUGUCGACUCUUCACUUCUUUGAGAAAAAACGUUUGUUGUUUGUCGCGUACGGACAACCUCUGUCGCCUUCUGCUGGUGCGUCGGCCUCUCAGAGUGCCUGCGAAACAAACGAGGAACACCCACAAACAGUCCGAGUCGGCGAACCGUCUGCAUGCACAGAGAAGAGUUUCUCGCGCCUCCAACCGGCGUCACCCGCCGCGUCUGUUUCGCUCUCCGGGGCGAGCGAGUCCCCUGAUGCUCUGUCUGCGUCUUGCACUGCGUCGGAGUCUCAGACAGGCGGAUGCGUGAGUGCCUUGUCGCCUGUCUCAGGUCGACGGCGAGAAGAAGAAUUUGUGCGCCGGCCGCCUGCCCUUCAUGACUUUUCUCUCUCUUCUCCUUCGAAAGCUGAGGCCUCCGAGGCAACCGCUGGCGCUUCCGAGAGGAGAGAAGAGAGUCCUUCUAAGAGUGCAGCGUCGGGAGUCUUCGUCUCCGCGGAGCGGCCGGCGUUUCUCCAGUUUGAAACGCAUGGCGCAACAGCCUCAGAGCGUUCCUGGUGUCCGGAAGAAGAAGACUGCAGAGAAAAGUCCGGAGACGCAUCUCCCGCCGCUCAAGCGUCUUCAGGAGUCGAAUGGCGACCUUCCUCGCUCUACCCUGUCCUCGUGUUCGGCCUGGAAACGGGGAAAUGUCUCGGCUGUUUGUGGGGAGCGCAGACGCGCGUUGUGGCGCUCCAUGUGGGUGCCGAGUGGAGCUGCGAGCGAGAGACAAGAGAUCGUUUGUGGGGCGAAAAUGCAGCGAAGACAGCAGGGGCGCGAGGCGGUCGUCGAGAAGUGCAAGAGAACACUCGGAAUCCGUUGUGGUGCGUCGCAGUCACCGAGACAGAAAUCCUCGUUUGGAGACAGGAGAAGACCCAAAGUCCAAACCACCGAAAUUUACGCGGAGAAACUUCGCUGUGUCCGUCCUUCUUCUGUGGCCUCCGAGCUGACGGGUGGAGUCCAGGUCCACACACACUCGAGGCGACGCGGGAGGAACGUCGGCUCGAGGAAGAACCUCUGGAGCCUAGGCGAACCAACAGUCAGACGGAAUGUCGCGUCAGUUCCUGUCCUCUGUUCAACUCAGAAAUGCCAUCCUGGGGCUCGUCUUCAUCCAGCUCGGCUUCGUCGAGCUCUGCUUCCGGCAGCUUGUCUUCUGUUCCCUGUUCUUCCUCUUCGAGCCGUUCUUCAUCCAGGCCGCGUGCGAAGGCGGAGGGUGGAGUUCUCGACGGAGUCGUGUGGCGUCUCGUUUCGCGGAUCUGUCUCGCUUCGGGGGUGCAGGCGUUUGCGUCUUGGAGAGCUACGGAGAGAGAACAUCCGACAAGAGAGAACGCGGCGCUUUUUUCGCGAGCGAGAGCAGUCGGAGCCGCGCUAGAUCCGGAAGAAGGAGUUCUGUCCGUCGCCGUUGACCCCGGCGAAGAUUCCAAACUCUGUCCUCGCUGCAUUUUCUGGAAAAUUCGGAGGAAAAGACGAGAAAGGGGGCAGAACGAAGAUCAGGAAGAACUCGAAAUUCGACCUUGGAGACAACUGGCGCUGCGUCCGGAGCCUUCCGCCGGCACAACGGAGCAGCGUCAUUCUCUGUCUCCACCUCACAGCAUUUCUUCCUUCUGGUACGACCGCGUAUCUCAGACGUUGGCUGUCGGGUGCGCCGAUGGCACAGCUCGACUCGCGUAUGACGUCUUUCGUCGACGUCGCGACCAGUGGCUGACAGAACACAAGCGCGAAAGAGAGGCAGAACAGCCUUCGCUUCCGUACACCACAGCCUGCGGCUCGCGCCCGCUGCCUCUCGACUCGGUCGACCCUCUGCAUGACAGUCCUCUGCUUCUUCGUCUCCCGGAUGUGGAUCUGACAGAACCACCGCUCGGAGGAGUUCAGCCAGAACUCGACGCGUUUGUGUCUUGCGCGAAGCCUCUGCAGUUCUGAAAAUCCCCGAAGGCUCAGAUCGGAAGAGGCAAGAGAACCUGAGAAGGCGCAGGCGAGAAGACGACGCAACGGCGUGAGCGUCGGGGGAAGGGAAGAAGAGGCAGAACGCUAAAUCGGUGACUUUUCGAACGGCUUUGUUCUCUGUUCAAAGGCCUUUUGUGCAGCUUCAGUGUCUUGUGGAGAAUCGCUUUCUCUCCAUUUUCGGACAAGCGAAGAGUCUGCCUUUGGUCACCCUUUUUGUCUCCACCUUUGUCAAAAGCAAAGAGCCGAUUUCUGGCGUUUUUCCCUGCGUCCGUGGCUGGGUCGCCACUGUGCAACUGAAACUUGUAGAAAGCGGUGGCUUCCAGGUGUGACUUGCUUCUGCUCAGUUGGCGGGGAACUUCGACAGCAUCUGGAGACACAGGGAGAUAUUCCUGCUUUGUUCAUGCACCCUGGCUAUUGUUUCAACGUCGCGACAGAGGCAGAUCUGCGGCUUUCCUCAUGUGCGUUGACGAUCACAGGGGCCGUGGGAUACGUCGGAAAAGCGUUUUGAACAUUUUUGUAGAUGCAAGAGAAGAAACUGCCUUUUCUCUCUGCGGAAAGAACCAGCUGUGGAACUCCAUUGUAUGACUUCAUUUGUGUUCGAAACUACUCACCGCACGCAGACCCCGCUGGUGUCGAGGUGAGACGCCGACUUCUCCGCGUCGAUGAAGUCGACCUCCAGUGGCUGAAAAGUCGGGAUUUCGGCCUUGCGGCUACGAAAAAGAAGCGUGGUUGGUUCCGUCCAGUGUGCGAUGUUUUGGAAAGUGUACGCCGCGGAAGAGGCGGCAUAUCGUUUGCAACAACGAUACAGAAAACAGGUAUUUUGCGCGUCUGUAUACGGAAAGUGUACGUUUGGAGAAGCGGACGAACUCUUCUUCAGUUGUCGCUGGUGAGGCAAUUCGCUCUCGGUGCGAGAGGGGCUCGAGGCGCCGACUCGGCUUUCACGACUUUUUUUCAAUUGACUGCACGCUGCGACACUGACUUGUAAAAAACAGUUCAAUACAAAGUGUGUUUCCAGACUAGGCCAGUUCAAGCGCCAAUGCAGAACUGAGAUUCAAGCUGC